Molecule: messenger RNA, 2668 nt
Organism: Hypanus sabinus (Atlantic stingray)
Lineage: Eukaryota; Metazoa; Chordata; Chondrichthyes; Myliobatiformes; Dasyatidae
Exons: 13
Coding region: 174-1289 (371 amino acids)
Biological process (GO): adenylate cyclase-activating G protein-coupled receptor signaling pathway; cell surface receptor signaling pathway
Cellular component (GO): plasma membrane
Molecular function (GO): G protein-coupled receptor activity
Source: RefSeq, a predicted model, not a curated record
AGCAGUCCCUGAAAUAAUGCACUAUAAAACCAACACGUUGUGGGUAUGUUUAGAGCCGAUUAGAACGUUAGCACUCAGUUGUGAGCGCCGGAGGAACCUGGCAGUUCUGUCUUUGGGGCAUGUUUACACGAGGAGGUUAGCUGUUGGUCCCAGAGCGGAUGCCGUAACUGUUCAUGUUACAUUUGCCAGCGGCGGCAGCUUUUGUAAACCGUGUUACCAUGGAAAGUGAGCCGCUGCAAAUCACCAACACGGGCACUAACCUCACCGGUGUGCCGAAUUACCGCUGCUUUAUGUUUAAUUCGGACUCGGAGGAUUACAAAUGCGUCAUCAUCAUUGCAGUGAAGCGGGCUUCUGCUGCUUUCUCUCUCAUUGGAUGCCUCUUUAUGCUUCUUGUGAUAUGGUUAUUUCGGAAGUACAACUCUCUGGCACAGAAAAUGAUCCUGAGUCUGACUUUGGCUGCAUUGUUUGACAGUAUUGCCUAUCUAAUGGGAGAAGUUAUCCCAGAUGGUGCCCUGUGCAACUUCCAGGCCUGGUGGCUUACAUAUUUUGACUGGUGUUCCCUGGCGUGGGUUUGUUGUAUUACCAUCAACCUAUAUUUCAACUUGGUGAAAGAAACCAGAACAGAUCAUCUCGCAGUGGUGUAUUAUGUUGCCGCCUGGGGUGUGCCAUUUUUUCUGUCCUGCCUUCCACUCUUUGGUGAUUAUUAUGGCCCUGCUGGAGCAUGGUGCUGGAUUACAGAUGAGCAUGUUAUCUGGAGAUUUGGCAUAUGGUACAUCCCAUUGUUUGUCCUCAUCUUUUUGAUGAUGUCCUGCUACAUUCACAUAUUUUAUAUAGCCAAACAGAGGGUUUUAAUUUGGUCUGGCCCGUAUGAUCCUGAAAGGGAAAGAAGCAAGAUCUUAUUAGCUCUGGAAAUCAAGCCACUUAAGUGGUACCCAUCUGUAUACCUGGCAGUAUCCCUUUUCCCUCUUAUUAACAGGUUGCACAAUGCAUUUGAUCCUAACCAUCCCGUUUUUGUCCUGACACUCCUUCACGUUAUUACUGCUCCACUUCAUGGACUGGCCAAUGCAAUUGUGUUUGGGUUUGACAGAGAGACAUGGGGCCAGCUGAAUUUAACAGCUUUGCAGCUUGCUUUCCAGUCCAGAUUUUCUGAUACAACAUUGAUUAUGGAGUACCAGCCCGGGCCAGUGCGUUACAAGCCCCAUUUGGAAAGUGAUUCCUCAGACUCAUGUGACGAUGGCACAGGAGCAAUUUAUUCAUCCACCAUGACGUCUAGGGACAGGAGGCCCUGACAACAGAAACUCCCUUCAACUGAAUAUGUGCACUGUUGGACUCCUAGACAAAGGAAGAACCCCUCUGUGACAGUAGAGAUGAGCUGUCAACCUUCAUUAUUAAUUCUAGGCUCUUAAUAUUUAAUGUCAUAAAACUGGAACAGAAGCUUCAGAUUUACAGAAGAGGCAUCGUACUAAACACAAACACAUCAGUUAAAGAGAUUGUUCCUUUCAGCUGCCUCUUUUUUCUGUGCUUCAGACCAAAAAAAAUGAAGAAAACUAUUUGCAGUAAAUGUAUGUGAUAACCUAAGUGUAAGCAUUUAUAUAUUUUUCUGAAGACACUUUGUUUUAAAUAUGUUUUUUUAAAAACAAAUUAAGUAUGAACCCUUUUCAUACAUAACAUCCUCAAUUUAGUAGGUUAAGCAAUCUGGUUCAGAUCGUGGAGCAAAUUAUGUUGUGAAACUAUUGUGUCUGUCCUUAUAUAGCACUCUGCAGGGAAAACAGGCUGUUUGUGGGGGUGGGGAAGGGAGAGAGGAAAGCAGAAGAAAGUUGAAAAGAAUAAUUGCAGAACCCUUAACAGAAAACAGUGACAAGAGGUGGAAGGCCAGAACUACUACUUCACUUCUCAAAAAUGUUUAUAGUUUUAUUUUAACAUAUGUUACUUAUGGUGCCAGAGUACCGAAGAGAACUCUUCAGAGACAAAAAAAACAUUACAGAUAUCUAAAUGUUCAGGGCAACAAGACUCUAACUUAUUUGCUCAUUUUAAUUUAGUAAUGUUGGCAUGUGUCAAUUCUUGAUAUUUUAUUCAUAUAAAAUUAUUGAACGUGCUACUUUUAAACUGAAGAUUUCCUUUAAAGAGCAUUAUAGUGUUGUGGCUGGAAAGGUCAAAACAACAUCCAUUAGAACCAUUCUUCAUUUGACUGCGCUAGUUUUGUUACAGUGUUUAUAGAAAAUAUAGAUAACAUUGCUUUCUUGGUUCCAAUUGCUCCAAGGCAUAUUUUUAAAAAUCUACGCACAAUUUAACCUUGCAUUAAAAAAAAGCAAUCAAUUCCAUUAUGCAGAGAAAUUCUGCACUCUGGUUGUACAAAAACAAAAUAUUGCUGAUGCUGGAAAUCUGAAAUAAAAACAGAAUAUCCUAUUAACACUAAGCUGCUGAGACUGCAGUAGUAGAAUACUAGUAACCUUACUUUGUGAUGAGCUAGCACCACUCAAGAAGCAUUAAGUGAGAAUUCAUCUCAACAUUUUCAUUCCAUCCCUGUGUUUGUAAUCUAGCCCAUAACUGUUCAUCAAUCAAGCCUGUAUUUGCUGAUCUAUUAAGCAGCACCUUAAUUUUAAAUCCCUCCCUAGCACUGAAUUCAUCCCCAGCUUUAUUACAUACUCCUCCAGAGUCGUUUCUUAAU